This is a messenger RNA of Knipowitschia caucasica, 1284 nucleotides long. The record is from the annotation of a GenBank genome assembly. NCBI's taxonomy places the organism in Eukaryota, Metazoa, Chordata, Actinopteri, Gobiiformes, Gobiidae.
AUGUCCAGCUUUACGCGAGGGAUUUACUGGCGACUGUUCCUCUCCGUAUGCCUCUUCUUGGAAACUUGGUCACAGAACUUGGGCCAGACGCAGUUCAUUUGUACGUCCGUUCCCAAAGACGCGGACGUCUGCUCGGGCACCCUCCAGAACUCAGUCCCGGGGGCCACGGGGGACAACCUGAGGAGCAGCGUCAUGCACUUACGCGAGACCGUGCUGCAGCAGAAGGAGACCAUCAUGAAUCAGAAGGACACGAUCCGGGAGCUCACGUCCAAGUUAGCGCGCUGCGAGAGUCAGAGUGGCGAGCCGGGGAGCGCACGGAGGAAGGGCUCAAAGGACACCAUGGGGGACGUGUCCAGGGGCCCCGCGGACACGCUGGCGCAGCUGUCCCAGACCCUGCAGGCGCUCAAGCAGCGACUGGAGAACCUGGAGCAGUACAGCCGAAGUAACAGCUCGGUCCAGGCCAACAGCCUCAAAGACCUGCUCCAGAGCCGCAUCGACGAACUGGAGAAACAGGUGCUGUCCCGGGUCAACAGCAUGGAGGAGACCCGCCACGGCCUGCGGAACGAGACGGAGCAGCGCGGCCGCGUAGAGUCCACCCUCACCUCGCUGCACCAGCGCAUCUCAGACCUGGAGAAAGGUCAGAGGGAGAACAGGCCGCUGGACAAGUUUCAGCUGACGUUCCCACUGCGCACCAACUACAUGUACGCCAAGGUGAAGCGCAGCCUGCCAGAGAUGUACGCACUCACAGUGUGCAUGUGGCUGAAGUCCAACGCUUCUCCCGGAGUGGGCACUCCACUGUCCUACGCUGUGCCAGGACAGGCCAACGAGCUGGUCCUGAUCGAAUGGGGGAACAACCCGAUGGAGCUGCUGGUCAACGACAAGGUGGCUAAACUGCCCUUUCUAAUAAACGAUGGAAAAUGGCACCACAUCUGCGUGACGUGGACCACCCGUGACGGCGUGUGGGAGGCUUUUCAGGACGGAGUGAAGAGGGGCAGUGGAGAAAACCUGGCACCCUACCAUCCCAUUAAACCCCAGGGACUACUCAUUCUGGGACAAGAGCAGGACAUGCUAGGCGGCGGUUUUGACGCAACGCAAGCCUUUGUGGGCGACCUGGCAAAUCUGCAUAUCUGGGAUCGCAAGCUGACAGUGGGUGAAAUCUACAACCUGGCCACGUGCAGCAGCAAGGCUCAAGUCGGGAAUGUCUUCGCCUGGAUGGAGACCAGCCUGGAUAUUUAUGGCGGCGCCUCCAAGUGGACAUUUGAAGCGUGUCGUCAGCUCAACUGA